AUGCUCAUUUCGUCGUCUUCUAUCUCUGCCUCAAUGACUUCUCCCUUUCCCCUCCUCCGUCUUCCCGGAGUGGUCCUGUGUGAGAUAUUCAAAUCAUUGAAUAUCGGAGAAAAAAUCCAACUCUCCCUCUGCUCCAAGAAAGUCUCUAUUCAAAUCAAUAAUGCUCGUAUGUACUCUCAAAAAGUUAUAGUCAAUCUGGACUGCUCAUGCCACGAAAUCAAAGUUUACUCUGAAAACUACAAAGAUUCAUUUGAAAUCUUCGCUCAUUUCAACUACGGAAUAUGCGAUCCGAACAGUAUCAAAGUUGAAGGGCGUACUGUGUCUGUGAUCUCCGUCCACCAUGGAAUCAAAACAUUCUGGAGGAAUCAUCAAGAAGGAUUUAUAUCUGUUAUUCGACAUCUCUUGAAGAUAUUUCGAUGCAAAUUUUCAAUUAAUAAUAACUAUUGUAAUGAUUCAUAUGAAAAAACAAUUUCUGAGUUGUUUGAUCUGCAAGAGGAAUUCAAGACGCUCACUAUUAACUUUGAAAGAGCAGAAGAUCAACACUUCUGGAACCAAAUAUCCAAUAAACUUGGAAUGGUCGAGAAUCUAAUCAUCUCGUCUACUUUUGAUUCUGAUAUCAUACCAGCUUUCACUUCAUGGCCUCAGAAGAUUACUAUCAUGAAUUCCAAUUGGGUCACUCUACAAACUCUGUUGUCCUGUCCAUGUUCUUCCAUUAAUAUACAGAAGUCUCGCCUGGAAAACAAGGAUUUGGACGAGAUACUCAAGAAUUGGAAGAGUGGAGGGUUUCCAAAUCUAGAGCGUCUAGAGAUCCAGAGUCGAAAUAUUACAAGUUUUUUAGCGACGAUUUUGGGAAUGAAUUUGGAGGACUUACAUGGGAAGGUUAUCCAGACUGAUGAUGGAUCAAAGAAGGCAAUUAUCAGAAGUAGGGGCCAAUGUAUUGUAAUAAAAGAUCGACAGGAGUAUAUCCUAGCGAUAGUCCUCGAGGUGACAGCUGUGUGGGAAUGUCAAAGUGUGGCAUUGGUCCGACCACAAGUUGUUCAAACUAGGAUUCUUCGAGAAAUUUCUGGCACCACCUUUGAAGUUGAAGCAUGA
This is a messenger RNA of Caenorhabditis remanei, 1092 nucleotides long. RefSeq lists its product as uncharacterized. NCBI's taxonomy places the organism in Eukaryota, Metazoa, Nematoda, Chromadorea, Rhabditida, Rhabditidae. Gene Ontology annotation, molecular function: protein binding. The transcript is spliced from 3 exons. The coding region runs from base 1 to 1092 and encodes 363 amino acids. Gene Ontology annotation, biological process: embryo development. The record is from RefSeq and is a predicted model, not a curated record.